This is a messenger RNA of Daphnia pulex (common water flea), 1158 nucleotides long. RefSeq names its product cell wall integrity and stress response component 2-like. Gene Ontology annotation, cellular component: external side of plasma membrane; signaling receptor complex. Lineage: Eukaryota; Metazoa; Arthropoda; Branchiopoda; Diplostraca; Daphniidae. The transcript is spliced from 6 exons. The record is from RefSeq and is a predicted model, not a curated record. Gene Ontology annotation, molecular function: signaling receptor activity. Gene Ontology annotation, biological process: nervous system development. The coding region runs from base 1 to 1158 and encodes 385 amino acids.
AUGACGCAAUCUUCAAGUUUACAUCAAGGCCAACCAGCCAGCGCCAUACUCAACUGUCUACUAGCCCAUCAACUAUGCGCCGAGGAUCCGUCGUGCAAGUCCAUCGAGACGGUGAUUCAGCACAUAUGCGGCCCGGAAACAGUGGCGUGCUCGACGACGACGGUGACUAAAUGUCAGGCCGGACUGAGGACCCUGCAAGCCUUUCCGGUCUUCCAUCCGACCUGCCUCUGCCGAGAGCCGUCCGUCGACCCGGAUUGCAACGCUUUCCGCGACUCCCUCUUCGACCACCCGUGCAUGGUGGCCACCCAGAAAGAGCGGGACCUGUACCCGAUCCACGCCCUGCCGACGUGCACUCACGCUCUCGACGUCUGCCAAAAGGAUCUGUCGUGCACGAGACUCUACAACGACUUCCGCGAGCACUGCAAACUGCGCUCGGGCGUCUGCCGCGAUAAGGAAACGUGCUACAAUGCUUGGCGGGGAUUGCGGAUGACUCCGCUGUUCGGCUGCUUCUGUCCAGGAAACGACCAGAAGAAAUGCGAGCGCAUCUACUCGUUUAUUUACAACAAUACGUGCGUCGGUUACCUUACCCCAAGUGGGCAUGUUAUUCGUAAUAGAUCCAAGUCGUCGGUCACGGCGACUCCUUUGAGCGACUCGACGACGAUGUCGAGGGUCUAUGCUAGUCGUCGUCGUCGUAUGCGUCGAUAUCUUGUUAGAUAUCUGCCCCAUCACUUGACCCCACCACCUGCCAUCACCACCACCACCACCCACCUCCAUAACCAGUCCGCCCCGCAAUCUUCUUCUUUUUCUUCGUCAACUUCUUCCGUUGAUGACGGAGAUGAUAACGAGCUAGCACUUGAUACUACUACUACCAGCACUACUAACAGCCUCAUCACUACUACUGAUCCGCCCUCACUACUCCCGACCUCGACCGAUGUAAUUAGCACGAGCACUCCCCCCAUCACUACCACCACGCACGAGCACCACCUUGUCGGCACUACUUCUACCAGCACCAGCACCACCAGCACCACCGUAACUCCAGUACCUACCGCUCAUCAUCUUCUUCUGCGUGAAACGACUUCAUCGGCCGGCCGGCCGGCCGCAAUCUUCGUUGAGUAUAUCAAAUCUAGCCCGGCAAAUAAUAUCAGUAAGAAAAGAUAA